This is a messenger RNA of Magnolia sinica, 474 nucleotides long. RefSeq lists its product as uncharacterized. The transcript has a single exon. The record is from RefSeq and is a predicted model, not a curated record. NCBI's taxonomy places the organism in Eukaryota, Viridiplantae, Streptophyta, Magnoliopsida, Magnoliales, Magnoliaceae. Gene Ontology annotation, molecular function: nucleic acid binding; RNA-DNA hybrid ribonuclease activity. Bases 1 to 474 code for a protein of 157 amino acids.
AUGGGCAACCCGGGCAACUCAGGUGGAGGGAGUAUUUGUAGGGACGACAGGGGUGGCUUCCUGUUUGCUUUUGCUUCGGCCUAUGGAGUAGGGUCUAACGUCAAUGCAGAAUUGAAGGCUAUCUAUGAUGGGAUGGAGAAAUGUCUGGCUAGUGGCUUGUUGAGGGUGGUGGUGGAAUCCGAUUCGCAACUCGUAGUGAACUUCCUGAGUGGGUCCCUCAGCCCUGGAUGGAAAUGGGGGUAUUGGAUUGCUAGGAUCAACCGGCUCAAGUGUAGGGGGCAGUUCCUUUUUCGGCAUAUCUUUAGGGAAGGCAAAGGGGCAGUGGAUGCAAUGGCCCGGUUAGGAAGUAGGGAUCAAACGACCAUGAUGAUGAGUAGUCGGGCGGACCUUCCGGCCCGAGUUAGAGGUCUCCUUUUUCUUGACAUGGUGGGCCUAAGUUCUCUUAAAGAAAGUGCUAGGGUGGUGAGGGGUUGA